CACGAGCCACCACACACCAAUCCGGCGGAUCAUUUCUUGGCCAGAUCUCUUCACGACUUGAAGAACAAGCAUAUAUCACAGAACUGUAGAGUUUUCCGUAACCAAGCCCCCUACCCGCGCUGCAACGAACAGAGAUCCCAAUUCCGAAGCACAUUGUCAGCAUUUAUUUACAAAUCACGUCCACACCGCACUCGAUCAUCCAAUACAGAAUGAGCCAUCUAACAACACUAUCUCAACGGAAUCCACAAUCAUCCAAUGCCCUCUUCCCUCCGUCGGGUCCAUCUUCCGGGCGCGUAUCUCCUUCAUCAUUCCGACCAGGAUCCUCAGCAGGUACAAGUCAAUUCUCAGAAUCCCCAUACGGAGGUGGCAUGGGGAGCGGAUAUACGAGAGCAACACAUGACAUCGAGGGACAGAAUGAUGAACGGUUAGAAGGGUUGUUAGGCAAGGUUAAGAUCUUGAAAGACAUCACAACAGGAAUAGGAAACGAAGUGCGGGAUAGUAAUAUCCAAUUAGGCAACAUGAAUGACACCUUUUCAUCCACCUCUUCCUUCCUGAGCGGGACAUUCAGGCGGAUGAACAAGAUGGCCAAACGGCAGGGCGGGAACUGGUGUUGGCUAAUGAUGUUUUUAUUAUUCGUCCUGUGGAUCUUUGUUGUCCUUUGGUGGUUGAGACGAUGACAGGCGGGCUACGUAGCAUAGUAAAAGUCACUUAACCUUCUAAUGGAGUACGAUGUCUUAUCAUCGCUGGCAUGAGACGAUCUGGCGUCUUUAACUAUUGCUAGCUUCUUAACUUUCACAGCUUGUAUUUGUUGAUCUUAUUUGUUCUUAUACUGCAUGGUUGUGAUGUGCAUGA
Cryptococcus deneoformans JEC21 is the source of this 852-nucleotide messenger RNA. Its product is annotated as BET1 protein, putative. The transcript has 4 exons. The coding region runs from base 210 to 677 and encodes 155 amino acids. NCBI's taxonomy places the organism in Eukaryota, Fungi, Basidiomycota, Tremellomycetes, Tremellales, Cryptococcaceae. The record is from RefSeq and is a predicted model, not a curated record. Gene Ontology annotation, biological process: endoplasmic reticulum to Golgi vesicle-mediated transport.